This is a messenger RNA of Sarcophilus harrisii (Tasmanian devil), 3639 nucleotides long. It is a transcript of the gene PITPNM3, whose product is annotated as PITPNM family member 3. Gene Ontology annotation, cellular component: cytoplasm. Gene Ontology annotation, biological process: phospholipid transport. NCBI's taxonomy places the organism in Eukaryota, Metazoa, Chordata, Mammalia, Dasyuromorphia, Dasyuridae. The coding region runs from base 59 to 3064 and encodes 1001 amino acids. Gene Ontology annotation, molecular function: phosphatidylcholine intramembrane carrier activity; phosphatidylcholine binding; metal ion binding. The record is from RefSeq and is a predicted model, not a curated record. The transcript is spliced from 20 exons.
GCCGGAGCCGGAGCCGGGGCCGGAGCCCGAGCAGCCGCGAGCGGGCAGGAGCCUGGCCAUGGCCACGGCCACGGGGGCCGGCCCCGACCGCAGCCGCGCAGGUGAGGGAGGGGCCCCGGGGGCGCAUUCCUGCACAACGGCCGCCCCCCCUCCAGCUGGCUCCCUUCCCUGUGGCCGGGCCCCGUGGCACGUCCGUGACAUCAUGAGUUCCACUGUGGAGAGCUCCGAUGACGAGUUCUUUGAUGCCCGAGAAGACGUGGCAGAGGGCAAGAGCGCCCUUCUCAUUGGCAUGAGUCAGUGGAACUCCAACGACCUCGUGGAGCAGAUUGAGACGAUGGGAAAGCUAGAUGAGACGCCAGGAGAUCCAGGCUCUGGCCUCUGCACAUCCAGCAUCCUUCAGGAAAAACAGCGAGAACUGUACCGAGUCUCUUUGAGAAGACAGAAAUUUCCAGCCCAAGGCAGCAUCGAGAUCCAUGAAGAUGCCGAGGGAGGCCCCCAGCAGCGGGCUUGCAGGACACACGUGCUCCUCUUGGUGCUGCACGGAGGCAACAUCUUGGACACGGGCAGCGGGGACCCGGGUUGCAAGGCGGCCGAUAUCCACACCUUCAGCUCUGUGUUGGAGAAGGUGACCCGGGCCCACUUCCCCGCAGCUCUGGGCCGCGUCCUCACGCAGUUCGUGCCCUGCCCGGCCAUCUGCUCCCAGGCCUUCUCCCUCAUCUCCAACCUGAACCCCUACAGCUAUGAUGAGAACUGGCUGAGCAGCAGCGAGGACCAUAUCCCUCUGGCCGCCCUGCCCUUGCUGGCCAUCUCCUCCCCCCAGUACCAGGACGCAGUCGCCAUGGUGAUCACCCGUGCCAACCAGGUCUACAGCGAGUUCCUCAAGUCUCCAGAUGGGAUUGGCUUCAGCGGGCAGGUGUGUCUCAUCGGUGACUGUGUCGGGGGCAUCCUGGGCUUUGAUGCCAUUUGCUACAGUGCCAGCCCUGCGGGGGACAGUCUGAGCAGCAGCAGCCGGAAGGGCAGCGUCAGCAGCACCCAAGACAACCCCAUCCUGGCCGAGGACGAUUGCAGCCUCAGCGACACCUCCCGCCUCAGUAAGAGCAGCAUCGACAUCCUGGGCACCUGGGAGGACGAGGAACUGGCGCCCGCCCUGCCCCGGAAGCAGAGUGACUCGUCUGCCUGUGACUGUGAUGCCAUCAGCCAGCAUCACUCCUUCUUGUCCAGCAUUCACUCCAGUGUUUUGAAAGAUGGUGCCGAGCCCCCCACGGCUGGACCCUCCCAGUUCUCCGAAGCCAGCCUGAGCCGGUUUGACUUCAACGUGUCCGAUUUUUUCCUUUUUGGUUCCCCACUGGGCUUAGUGUUGGCCAUGAGGAGGACGGUCCUACCCGGGUUGGAUGGCUUCCAGGUACGGCCCGCCUGUAACCAAGUCUACAGCUUCUUCCAUGCAGCCGACCCGUCGGCCUCCAGGCUGGAGCCCCUGCUGGAGAAGAACUUCCACCUGCUGCCCCCGGUCAGCGUGCCGCGCUACCAGAGGUUCCCGCUGGGGGACGGACAGUCCCUGCUCCUCGAGGACACUCUGCAGGCCCACAGUGCCCUGUUCCUGGAGAGUGGCCCGACCGACGCCCCGUCAUCCCCAGACGCCCCAGCCCUGGUGCUCCCGCCCCCUCGGGGUCAGAGGCUGGGCAGGAGGCUCAGUGAGGGCAGCUCCAACAGCGAGAGCUCAGGGUCCAGCGAGAGCCUGCCUUCUGCCAGCAUGGCGCACAUUGUCGCCAAGUGGUGGGGAACCAAGCGGCUGGACUACGAGCUCUACUGCCCCGACGUGCUCACGGCCUUCCCCACUGUGGCCCUGCCCCAUCUCUUCCAUGCCAGCUACUGGGAGUCCACGGACGUGGUGGCCUUCAUCUUGAGACAGGUCAUGCGCUAUGACAGUGGGGCUGUAAAGGAGAGCCACAGCCUUGACCCCUCCACGCUCAGCCCAUCCAACCCCAGAGAAAAAUGGCUUCGCAAGCGGACCCAGGUCAAGCUGAGGAAUGUGACCGCUAAUCACCGCGCCAAUGAUGUGAUUGCCGCAGAAGAUGGCCCGCAGGUCCUAGUGGGACGCUUCAUGUACGGACCCCUUGACAUGGUGGCCCUCACGGGAGAAAAGGUGGAUAUUUUCAUCAUGGCAGAGCCGUCCUCGGGCCGCUGGCACUACUUGGACACAGAGAUCACCAACAGCAGUGGACGCGUCACUUAUGGCGUGCCCAAGCCCAAGCGGCUGGGGGUUGGGGUCUAUCCCAUCAAGAUGGUAGUCAGAGGGGACCAGACCACGGCGAUGAGCUACUUGACGGUCCUCCCCCGGGGCAUGGAGUGUGUCGUGUUCAGCAUCGAUGGCUCUUUCGCGGCCAGCGUCUCCAUCAUGGGCAGCGACCCCAAGGUCAGGGCAGGAGCUGUGGACGUUGUCCGGCACUGGCAGGACCUGGGCUAUCUGAUCCUCUACAUCACAGGGCGGCCAGACCUGCAGAAACAGCGGGUGGUGUCCUGGCUGGCCCAGCACAACUUCCCCCAGGGCAUGAUUUUCUUUUCUGACGGGCUGGUGCAUGACCCCCUGAGGCAGAAGGCCAUCUUUCUGCGGAACCUUGUACAGGAGUGUUUCAUCAAGGUCAGCGCGGCCUACGGCUCCAUGAAGGACAUCUCGGUCUACAGCGCCUUGGGCCUGCCGCCCUCCCAGAUCUUCAUCGUGGGCCGUCCCGCCAAGAAGUACCAGCACCAGUGCCAGUUCCUCAGUGAGGGCUAUGCAGCCCACCUGGCCUUGCUGGAAUCCAGCCACCGGGCCCGGCCCAAGAAGAACAACUCACGGGUGAUCUUGCGCAAAGGCAGCUUCGGCCUCCACUCUCAGCCCGAGUUCCUGAGGAAGAGGAACCAUCUGCGCCGGACGAUGUCCGUCCAGCAGCCCGACCCGCCGGUAUCCACCCCGAAGCCCGAGCGGGCCCAGAGCCAGCCAGAGUCGGACAAGGACCACGAACGACACCUCCCGCCGGUGGGCUGGGCCCGGGGGGGCCCCCCCAAGUUUGAGUCGGUACCCUAAAGUUGGGGAGCCAUAGUCUGGGGCCGCCUUCCUGAGCGGGAGGCCUGCCUGGAGGUGGAGGGGCUGGGUCAGGGGUCAGUCUGCCUUCUCCCAAACACAAGGAGCUCUUCUUUGUUCCCCUCCCUGUGUCUGUCCAGAAAUGCCCCCGGAGCAGCUGUGUCCCCAGCGCCUCAAGUGUGUCCUGUGACACUUGAGGUGCGUUUGUGAGGGUGGGAAGCCCCGCCCUGGGGACAGAACAAGGGAUGGCCAGGGCUGGGGCUCCUCCCUAGGCCCCAGGCGGCUUCGGAGGCUGGAGAUGGGUGGGCCUGGGAAGGGCCGUGCCGGUUUUGGUUCAAGAGUUGUCCUCAUUCGCCCACUUUGGGGUUGCUGUUUGUCUGUCGUCUGUCUAGGUUUGGGGUCCUUUCCUGGAAAGGCCUGGGGCUGGGGGCCCCGGCCUGGGUGCUGAGGUGCCAGGGAGAACCCCCGCCCGGGCCCUCCUGUUUCCGAUGCCCAGCGGGGCCUGCUUUUCCAGGGCUACAGCCGCCACUACCCCCUGGGAGGUCUUGAGAGACACUGGUGACAGCCCUUGGCUCGCC